Molecule: messenger RNA, 707 nt
Organism: Macrosteles quadrilineatus (aster leafhopper)
Lineage: Eukaryota; Metazoa; Arthropoda; Insecta; Hemiptera; Cicadellidae
Product: peptidoglycan-recognition protein LF-like
Exons: 5
Coding region: 134-670 (178 amino acids)
Biological process (GO): peptidoglycan catabolic process
Molecular function (GO): zinc ion binding; N-acetylmuramoyl-L-alanine amidase activity
Source: RefSeq, a predicted model, not a curated record
AUUCGUUAUCACGUUACCAUUAAUCACGAUAUACAAAGUAUGUAGAAAAGUUAUCUUUGUAUUAAUACUGGACACUAGCAUAUAAAUCCAUUCUCCUUGGUUUUUAGAGACUAAUUGAAAUAAUAAAAACAAAAUGGCGGAUGAGGAGCCAAAGGUAGAAGAAAACGCAGAAACUCAGGCUGAAGAUGCAAGUCCAACGGCGAAGUCCACCAAAGAAUCAGCGAUGGAGAGGAUGAUAGCUAGAGAUGUUUGGGGAGCAGUCAAACCUAUGGAGCAGGAGUCCCUAGCUACUCCAGUGUCCAACAUAAUCUGUACCUACACAGGUACUGCGACAUGCGCCACACAGGAGGAGUGUACCAAGAUAAUCAAGGACCUUCAGCUCAGCCACAUGGAGGAGCAGAAAAUGACAGACAUAAUGUACAAUUUCUUGAUUGGAGGAGACGGCAACAUAUAUGAAGGGCGAGGGUGGACGACGUACGCCCCUCCGGCGCUAAAGGGGAAGAGGUAUAGCGGACUGGACAGGAAGAGUAUAAACGUCGCUAUGGUCGGAGACUACAAAGAUGCUGACCCCCCAGAAAACAUGCACAUGGCAAGAAAGGACCUCAUAGAUUUUGGAAAAGAGCAAAAUUACAUCGACCCCAACACUGCUGCAAUGUGGCACGGAUUUUAGAAAUAAAUUUUAAAAAUCUCUUCCUGUUUAAAUACAU